Molecule: messenger RNA, 1237 nt
Organism: Spea bombifrons (plains spadefoot toad)
Lineage: Eukaryota; Metazoa; Chordata; Amphibia; Anura; Pelobatidae
Product: pulmonary surfactant-associated protein D-like
Exons: 6
Coding region: 58-810 (250 amino acids)
Biological process (GO): surfactant homeostasis; positive regulation of phagocytosis
Cellular component (GO): multivesicular body; rough endoplasmic reticulum
Source: RefSeq, a predicted model, not a curated record
UUUUACCUUCUGGUAAUUCAUCGGUUACAUCACAAGAGGUCUAAAAGAUUGGACAAAAUGAAGAGUCUUUAUAUCUUCUGCAUCAUGGCUUUGAGUGUGGACCUCGUCCAAAGCCGUGUUCAGAUAUGCCAAGACGCCAAAAAUGAAUCCUUUACUAUUGCAUGCGGGUUCCCUGGGAAAGAUGGUCUUCCAGGAAGAGAUGGUAACGUUGGACCCAAGGGUGAUAAAGGAGAUCAAGGGCCACAAGGAAUCACAGGUCCAACUGGACCUCAAGGACCUCCUGGGGUGCCUGGGGAAAGAGGACCACAAGGACCACCAGGUUCAAAGGGGGACAGAGGUGACAGUGCGGCAUCAGCUCUCGAAGCUCUCAGAUAUCAAGUAAACUCAAUUGAACAACAACUCAGAUCUGCCUUAGAGGCUCAGAAGAAAGCUCUGGUUUUCAACAAAGGGACGAGCAGCGGGGACAAAAUGUACAUCUCAAGCGACGUAGAAGUGACUUAUGGAGAAGCCGUCCAAAUGUGUUCCAAGGCUGGAGGCCAGUUGGCUACCCCGAAGAAUAGCGCGGAGAAUGACGCUGUGAGGACAAUCGCUGUGGAGAAGAACAAACGUUAUUUCCUCGGAAUUAACGACAUUGACUUUGAGGGAAGUUUCCGUUAUCUGAAUGGACAGACGAUUGGCUACUCAAACUGGUUAUCCGGUGAACCCAACGACUAUCGCCAGGCCGAAGACUGCGCGGAAAUGUUCGUUAAUGGAAAAUGGGGCGAUAUAUGGUGUCAGGAAAGAAAACCCGUCAUUUGUGAAUUCUCCUGAAUUUUUUUUAAUCUUUACAAUUUUUGACCCACGUUGAUUUCAUUUCAUAUUAUAUCAAUAAUCUAAAAUAUCAUCAAAGUAGACAAUAAUGCCAUUAAUUAUUAAAGUGGAGAAAAAGAAGAAUUGUAGAAGAUACAAGAUAACAAAAAAAUGUAUUCACUAUAAAAAAAUAAUCAAGUAGAAUUCUACUCGUAUCAAACAAAACCCUACAUGUUUUAGAUUGUUUUUCCCCUAAAUGAUUGUUUUCCUUACAGAGAUCUAUAAAAAGAAUUGUAUUUUAAAUAAUUGCAUAUCUUAUAGGUUUUAAUAUAUUUUGGGGAAAAAAUCCUUGAUUUCCAGUUUAUUAUAAUGAUAAAUUUGUGAGUUUUAUGAAUUGUCAGGCUUGUAAUUUGUUUCCCUCAAUAAAAUCUUUUAUGUUUUCAUUUUA